Priceomyces carsonii is the source of this 1185-nucleotide messenger RNA. RefSeq names its product Tom40p (gene TOM40). Lineage: Eukaryota; Fungi; Ascomycota; Pichiomycetes; Serinales; Debaryomycetaceae. Gene Ontology annotation, biological process: protein import into mitochondrial matrix. Bases 1 to 1185 code for a protein of 394 amino acids. The transcript has a single exon. Gene Ontology annotation, cellular component: mitochondrial outer membrane; mitochondrial outer membrane translocase complex. Gene Ontology annotation, molecular function: transmembrane protein transporter activity. The record is from RefSeq and is a predicted model, not a curated record.
AUGUCAGAGCAACAGAAUACACCCUCUUCAACACCAACGGCGUUAGGAGACUACUCGAAGUUGAGUAUUCCAAGUUUGCCGGGUGUAACACCAGAAUUGCCAAAGUCGAAUGGCUUAUGGUCAUCGAACCCAGUUUUUUCAUAUUUAAAUGAUGUCUAUAUUACAAUUAGGGAACACAGAAACUCAUUAGGCUUAAACAACCCUGGAACUAUUGAAAAUUUGAACAAGGAAGUAAGUCGUGAUGUUUUUUUGACUCAAUACUUUUUUACCGGUUUGAGAGCUGAUUUAAACAAAGCUUUUUCAAUGGCACCAGCCUUCCAGACAUCGCAUACCUUAUCGAUUGGAUCAGCAGUUUUGCCGCUGUAUGCAUUUUCUGCUUUGUAUGCUACUGAUGACUACUUUGUUCAAGGUAACAUUGAUAAUGAGUAUUCAUUCAGUGGAAGAGUUAAUUAUGGAUGGGAUAAACAUAAUAUCUCAAAGCUCACUUUGCAAUUAGCCAAUGGCCAACCUGCAAUGUGUCAAUUAGAACAAGAUUACAUGGCAUCAGACUUCUCCAUUAACUUGAAAACAUUGAAUCCCUCAUUCUUGAACGGAGGGUUUAGUGGUGUUGCUGUAGGUUCAUUAUUGCAGUCAUUAUCUCCUAAGUUAUCAGUUGGUUUGGAAGCUAUGUUUUCCAAACAAGCACCUCUGGUUUCUCCUGAUAGUGCUGUUUCGUAUGUCGCUCGUUAUAAUGCCGGAAACUGGAUUGCUUCUGCUCAGUUACAGGCUCAAGGUGCAUUAAUUGCUUCAUUCUGGAGAAAAGUGACUGAUAAAGUUGAGGCUGGUUUAGAAACACAAAUUGCUGCUACUGUUAAGCCGGUAACAGACUCUUUAAUGGGUACACCGAUCGGAUUUGAGCCUGUUGUUGAGGGACAGACUACCAUUGGUGCAAAGUACGAAUAUCGUCAAUCCGUCUUCAGGGGUCAAUUAGACUCUUUGGGAAAAGUUGGUGUUUUCAUGGAAAAAAGAGUUCUCCCCACAGUGUCAAUUUUAUUUUCAGGUGAAAUUGACCACAAGAAAAACGCUUCAAAACUAGGUGUUGGUUUACAAUUCGAGGCUGCAGGUAAUGAACAACUAAUGAUGAUGCAACAAGGCUUGGUCGAUGCAAACGGAAACCCAGUGCCAGGCGCGCCUCAGUUAAAUUGA